Meleagris gallopavo (turkey) is the source of this 6064-nucleotide messenger RNA. It is a transcript of the gene DIO2, whose product is annotated as iodothyronine deiodinase 2. Gene Ontology annotation, biological process: thyroid hormone metabolic process. Lineage: Eukaryota; Metazoa; Chordata; Aves; Galliformes; Phasianidae. Gene Ontology annotation, molecular function: thyroxine 5'-deiodinase activity. The record is from RefSeq and is a predicted model, not a curated record.
AGAGGAGAAAGCACUUUGCACCAUAGGCAGAUAGCAAGAGACAGGGCGAGAGGAGGAAGGCAGGAACGGAGAGAGGGAGGGGGGAAGAGAGGGAGGAGGAAGGGAGUAAGGAACAGAAAGUUUGUAUGUCCAUAAACCUUUUUUAACAAAAGUGUUGCAGCACCUGGUAGCUAGCUUUACUGACACAGGAGCGGGAGGUCUGUUCAGUGCUUAAAUAGCUGAGAAACAAUGGGAUAGCGCUGGAAAGUUAACAAUUAACAAUCUCAGCUUAAAUUUGGUAUCUGCAGGGAGCUGGAAGCACAGCUGCCUCUCUCUUCAGCAAAAUCAGGAGGUCUCCUAGUUAAGGGAAGAACUUCUGUUAACAUCUUAGUUUCUGAAAAUUAAGCAACUUUGAGUUGAAUGAGUAUCGUGCAGUUAUGGCUUUAACCAGCCUGCUCAUAUUUAACCAUCUCUGCUCAUUUUGAGGAGUGAGACAGAGAGAGGCUAAUGAGGCUUUUAACAAGCUUUUUACUUUGCUUCUAUAAAUGAGAGAACGGGGCAAAACAGGGAGCUGAAUUCAUCCGGCAGAAGAGAAGCAGCAAGGAAGAUGGGUCUGUUAAGUGUGGAUUUGCUGAUCACGCUUCAGAUCUUGCCGGUCUUUUUCUCCAAUUGCCUCUUCCUUGCGCUGUAUGACUCUGUGAUCCUCCUGAAGCACAUGGUGCUGUUUCUGAGCCGCUCUAAGUCUGCGCGCGGUGAGUGGCGGAGGAUGCUGACCUCGGAGGGGCUGCGCUGCGUCUGGAACAGCUUCCUCCUGGACGCCUACAAGCAGGUCAAACUUGGAGGAGAAGCUCCAAACUCCAGUGUAAUCCACAUAGCCAAUGGCAAUGACGGCAGCGGUAGCAGCUGGAAGAGUGUUGGUGGUAAGUGUGGGACCAAGUGCCAUCUUCUGGAUUUUGCCAACUCUGAGCGGCCACUGGUUGUUAAUUUCGGCUCAGCUACUUGACCACCGUUCACAAGCCAGCUGUCUGCCUUCAGCAAGCUGGUGGAAGAGUUCUCUGGUGUGGCUGACUUUCUGUUGGUCUACAUCGAUGAGGCUCACCCAUCAGAUGGCUGGGCUGCUCCUGGUAUCUCCCCCUCUUCCUUUGAAGUUAAGAAGCACAGGAAUCAGGAAGAUCGAUGUGCAGCUGCUUACCAACUCCUGGAACGCUUCUCCUUGCCACCUCAGUGUCAAGUGGUGGCUGACUGCAUGGACAACAAUGCUAAUGUGGCCUAUGGUGUUUCAUUUGAGCGAGUAUGCAUUGUGCAGAGACAAAAAAUCGCCUACCUGGGAGGUAAAGGCCCCUUUUUCUACAAUCUUCAGGAGGUUCGUCUUUGGUUGGAGCAAAACUUCAGCAAAAGAUGAAAUCCAUUCUCUACAGAAGAUAUGUCAACAGAUGUGUCCCUUUAUGGUGAUGUAAAAGGGAAUUAAGAAAAUAUAUGCUGGCUUGAAUAAGGCCUUUAGAUGAUUGCAGGAGAACACAAUUGAUAACAAGGUUGAACUAGGAAAAGAAAAUGAUGAACCAACUCACAUAACCAUUAUUGUAAGAAAAGAAUCCCACUCCUGCACUCCCUAUGGGACAGAAAAGGUGAAGAGGCUCUGGAGGAAACGUGUUGCUGGUGUGCAGGAAGAGAGAUGAGGUAAGAUUUGUCUCCUGGAGGAACCCAUCUUGUGAAACAUCGAUGCUGGGGUGAACUGGAAGCCUUGCUGCCUGGAAGACAGUCUGUGGAAAGGAAAUGCUAUGCAUUUCAUCAAUAGCAUUUCUUCACUUUCCUGUGGCCAAUGCAAGCAAUUUUGAAGGAUCCAGGGUCUUGCAAUGACUUUGCAUAGAAAUGCAGUCGAGUGUGGCAUUCCUCUCUUGGUAAAGAUUUUCUUGUUUAGAGACUACGUGAACCAUCAUGCAAUGCAUUGUGCAUGCACAUGAUCAAGAUGAAACAUUGUAUGUGUAUGUUGGUAUUUGUACUCUCUAUGGACAUCUCUGCACAGCAUAUUAAUGAUGCAAUUCUAUCUAUAUGUUUGCAUCCAAUAGGUAGGCCUAUGCCUGCUGAGAGAGAUAUUAAAAUCUUUGAAGUUGUACCAAAAAGAGAAAGAUGAUCAACUAAGCCCAUUAUGAUCCACGUUGAAAACUAAAAACUUGGACUAUUUGUAGCAAGACAGCAAGAGCCAUCUAGUAUUGGUAUCAUGAGACAAAACUCCGUUGAUGCCAUCUCCUGGUUCUAAGAGCUGGCAGCAGCAUACAUUUAUCAAUAUUCUCUCAUUCUCUCUCUUUCUGUUCUCCCUUGAACUCUUUCUGUCUAGAACUAAAUUUAAAGGUUGCUUCAUUUUUAGAUUUUUUAAAAAUAACUUAUUUCUCUCUUUUUUUGUUGUUGUUUUGUUUUGUUUUGUUUUAAUUUUAGUUUUAUUUUUAUUUGAGUUAAUGACCACACAGAUGCAUUUUGGGGAUGGGGAAUCUUUUAUACAACAUACUUUACCUCACUGAAAUGAAAAACUAUCUGUCCCUUAACCUGUUAAAUGUAGUCAACCUGAUUUUUGCUGUAGUAGAUACUUGCAAUUAGUUUAUAGCUAGAUUAGUUUAGCUGAAAGUUAAGUAGUUUGCAACCUCAAAAUUAAUGAGCUGCUCUUCUGCUCUUGGAUGAGACAGUAGUCUGUGUUUGUUUCACUAGUGCUCUCAAGUCUCUUCUCAGAAAAACAAGGAGGACAAACAGUGUGAAUAAACGUGAGUAAGUGUGAAAGAUGGCAGAAUUUUCAUAGGAAUGGGUUUGAGGAAUAUUUUAAUUAUGUUUUAAGAGACGAUGUCAAUUUAGAGUAGACAUUAAAUUUACGUAUAUUAAAAACUAAAAUUUUCAUUAAGCCUGAUAAAAGGACAUGUUUACAAUUAGCUAACCUGUUAGAGCUUAGACAUGAAAGCUCAUAAGAGGAGACAGACUAUCAAGUAUUUUCUCAGCUUUGACAUAAACAUGAAACAGGUAAACAGGGUAAAUAUCAAAUUAGUUCCUUUAAUUUCUCAACCUGCCAAUUAUCAGGAAGAUGAUGUAUUAGUACUAACAUAUGAAAAAACAAAAAAUGCAUAAAUAUUUUAAUUUUUAGAAUGUCUCUUUAAUGUUGUGUAUUUCUUUUUGCUUGGUUUUCGGUCAAGUUAGCCAAUUAAGAAGGCCUUUAGAAAUGUAUUUUCAAGUACAGAUCUAAAAUAAUGACAGUAACAUGAGUGAGUUCUACUGUUUUCUGGUUCAAACUUCCCUUUCUUAUAUUUUCUUCUGGAGACCAUUGAAGUUAAACGUGCUUAUACGACCUGGCAAAGUGUAUCAGAAGAAGGGUAUACAGAAUGCUCUUCAGGCCUUCUGGUGAGCCUAGUUUCUCAGAAAGAGUAUGUGUGUGUUUAUGUAUACAUGUAUGUAUGCACAUAAAUAUGCAUUGUAUGUUUGUAUGUAUGCAUAUGUAUGUAUAUGUAUACAGGUGGUAUAAGUGGUGUCUAAGGCCAGUAAUAACAAUCAUACUGUCCUUCCAUUCAUUAAUGUUACUGUAACUUAUUUCUCAGCGUGAGAGAUUGUUAUUCGUCCUCACGCCUAAAUGUGGUAUAUCACUGAACUUUUAAAAUCUAAUAUUAUAAAAGUAGUGACAUAGCCAAACUCCUUGAUUUAUUGAAUCUAGUGUCCUGCCUCUGACUGUAUUAGAUGCUUCAGGUGAAGGUGCAAUAAUUUCUUCUGGAAUUUUUGUUAUUUUCAGAUGUUAUUGGUUUUGUCAUAUCUAAUGUGAUCACUGAUGUCUCCUUAUCUCUAGGAGAUAGGCUAAUCCAGAAUUAUGAGACCUAGCUAUUUCUCGAAGUAGGUAUUCUAAAAUCAAACCUCAUUUUAAGAUUUGAAUUAGCUGCUCAGAAGUCAUUCUUAUCUCCUGCUCUUGUAUGUUAGAAAGGUAUAAAAACAAUGAUCCCAAGUUUUCUUUUAUAUGUCAGUGCUUACAUUCUUCACAUAGAAAUUUACAUAUUGUUUUACAUUUGGCUUAUUUUUUCUUAAGCCACAUAGUAAGUCACACUCUUGUAUAGGUUCAUAUUCUUUGCCUUUUUCUGAAUCUUCUGUUUUUGCUACACUGUUCUUUUACUCAGGUGGAUAGAGCUGCGGAUAUUAGUCCAAGUGAAAGCAUGCAUUGGUGUACCCAGCACAUCAUCUUUUCCUUAUUAUAUUCUUAGUUAUCUGAAACUUCAUAAAUCUCCAUAUCCUUUGUAAAACUCGAAGUAGCAAGUCUUUUCUUUCUGUCUUCUCUUCCUCAUCAUAUAGAUGAAAUCUCAACUGUUUAUGUGGGAAAUGGUUAGCACAGCCGUUAAAACAUACCUUUAGCUUGGAGAAGGGAGUCUGACUUAGUUAUUCAAUUAGUUAAUACCUCUUUGCAUACCUAAAGUUCCAUUUAAUUUUCAAGUCCAUUUUCUUUUCCUUUUGGAUUUCUGUUAUUUUGCCUUAGUGCAGCAUCUUGCUAUUCAUAGAUGCCUGUUGAUCACACAGUAUAAAAGAAUUAUGAAAUUGGCUGCUCUAAAUGGGAAAUCCACAAGGAUUUUCCACAAGAAAAAAUACACAAUAACUUAAUUUCUUUCUUGGCAACAUGAAUGCUUUACUCAGCCCAAAACUUAAAGAUGGUUAAGCCUCAAUGAAUAUCAAGACAGAAAUACGUUUUGUAAAUGCUUAAACUUCCCCAGAAAAUUUGCAGUCAGUAAGCAAGGGAAAUAUUUCAAAAAGAAAUAGGCUUAGAGUAAAAAAUAUGUUCUGUAUGUGUAUGAUAGACGCACAAGGUCUUCAACUUUUUCUUGGCAAGAUUGAAAUAUCUUUUAGGAAAGGUUUGAAAUUAAGCUUUAUACAUUUUCAGUAGUUGAUGAAAGAAGAGGAGGCAUAUCAGAUACAUGAAAUUGUCAGGUAACUGUGGGCUAUUUUGUAUCCAGGCAGAAAGUUUGCUACCUUGUUAGUAUCCUGUUUCAUCAUUAGUCUAGUCUACUGUGAGGUUGGAUUUACUUCUAUCUCUUACUCUCACUAUUUGAGGGCGCUAAACCACAUUACUCACGGUGCUUCAGUAUGACGUACUUAUUGAGCAAUCGCUUGCCAAAUAGGUGCCUGAAAGUAUUCUGGAAGACUAGCGUUUGUAAUAGAGGCUCUAAUAAUGUGCCUCGAUAUUAGUAUGGGAAUCUUCCAGUACUUUUUCUUUUUGAGCAAGGUAAAUAAGCCAUUCUGGACUAUCGUUCUACGUUGUUCUGUGCUUAGCAUCAUUACUUAGCACUGUAUAAAAUGAAUGUAAAACAUUUUGUACAGAAAACAGUAGCAUUUUGCUGUUGCUUGUGUAGACAAUGACAUAAAUUUAAGGCAGCAGGAAAGAUGUCCUGUCCUUUAAAAAGAAGGAAAGAUAUUCCAAAACAUGUUGUUAAACAACUGUCUGAACACUUAGAAAAUGCUACCAUUUGUAUGAAGGUGAUCUUGGUGGGAAAACCCUUAAAGCUUCUCAGAAAGAUAUCAGUGAUUCACUGAGGUGUGCAGGGAUGGAGGUUAUGUUUCUGUAUGUGUGAAAGUGGCUUUUCUGUGAUGUGGAGUAUAGGUUUAAUGGUUCAGACUUUCAUUCACUAUAACCAAAGCAAUAAGAGAUAUCAGGUAGGGAAUACUGGCCAGUUUUGUUCAAUUCUACACCAUGUCAGUGCUGGAUCCAUGUUCAGUUACCUAUGGACCCAAUGCAGAGACUUCAAAGAAGAGAGACUGGGGUGAAACCUGAAUGCUUGUGUGUUUAUGAAGAGCACUAACAAAAGAGUAAUUGACUCAGUUGGUGUUCAGAUGCUCUCACACUGGCAUUCCUCUGUGCACCUUGGUGUCUGUGUGUUUGAAAGGAGGGGAGUCUCUUUAGGGCCAUUAACAACAUUUCUGAGGUGUAGAUGCCUGUGUGUACUGAUUAUAAGUGUCAUUGUUUAAAUGUCAAAAAUACACUUUAUAGGAGAACCAGCAAAAUUUUGUUACAGUAUGGUGCUCCGUGAAAUGUUUUCUUUGAUUUCUUUUAUUUUUUUUCUCAUAUUAUAAUAAACUAUAA